AUGCUCGUUUCCAGCGGUGAUAAUCAACGCCUGGAGUUUCUGGGCGACUCGUUGCUCAAAUACGUGUCGACCGACUAUUUGUUCCGACAUUUCCCGCGUCACCACGAGGGCCACCUGUCGCUGUUGAAGAACUCUUUGGUAAACAAAUACACUCAGGCCGCGGUUUGUUCGGAACUCGGACUGGACCACUAUGUGAUACGACGCGAGGAUAAUAGUGUUGUCAAAUCAUCACCCAGCACUGGGGACAGCGACCGUGCCUGUCCGAGCAAGGCCGGCUCGACUGCCACAACUUUGUCCGCGCAGAAUCAAAAUGUGAAGUACAAAGCGGAUCUGCUUGAAGCCUUCGUCGGUGCUUUGUUUGUGGACAAGGAUCUAGUGUGGGUCGAACGGUUCUGUCAAGUGUGCUUUUGGCCCCGUCUGGUCGAAUUUAUUCUCAAACAGGAAUGGAACGACGCCAAGUCGAAAUUGCAACAGUGCUGUCUCACGUUUCGUUCGUUACACGAAGAACCGGAAAUCGCACACUACAAGGUGUUGGAUCACAGUGGCCCCACAAAUCAGCGUACCUAUCUGGUUGGUGUGUACUUUCGCGGUCAACGUCUAGCCACGGGUAAAGGUCGUUCGGUGCAACAAGCUCAAAUGGAGGCCGCCAAGCGCGCGUUGGAGUUGCAUCAAGACACUUUUCGACAGCUGGAUUUCCAACGGUCCGUUAUUUCCAGGCGCUACAGACAACCAUAUAUUGACAAAAUGCUAGAUCAUGUCCAAAACUGGGAUGAACGGUUGGUAGAUUAUUUCAUUCACGGGGACAAACCGGGUUCGAAAACCGACCGAACUGGAUCGAACGAAUCCCAUCCGGGAUCUGGAGUGGAUUUUGUCCAAUUUUUGAAACAAGAUCCCCGAAGAAUGGCUUCUGAUUCAUCAAAACGCAUCAACUCAGUGCGAUCCCAACCACAUGGUUCUCCCGCUCGUCCUACAUCCUCAUCGGUCAGGGGCAACCAGCGGUUCAUGAAAUCGCCGACCACGAGUGCCAAGCACCGAACCCCGGAUACAGAAUCAGAAGAUGAGCGAGAAAAACCGGUUCAUUGUGUUUCAGAAAACACGUCUGAAGAGGGGGAAGUCCAGGACGAGGAAGCGGACAGCGAUCCAGACGAGGAUGAUGUUGACGAUGAAACAACAGGGCAUAAGGAAGAGCAACAUCACCGAAUCUCGAGACCGAAUUCAGCGCGUUCAAAUCCCAGUCAACGUGGGUACCGCACGGCGAGCAAACACAGACAAUUGGAUGCGGGCACAAGUUCAUCGCGCAGAUCGCGAAGCGAACAGUCUGGUUCAAGCGUUAAACGAAGUCUUCCCAGUGGAACUUUGGCAGAUCUAUUCACAACUCAUGGCGCUCGAUGA
Molecule: messenger RNA, 1392 nt
Organism: Echinostoma caproni
Lineage: Eukaryota; Metazoa; Platyhelminthes; Trematoda; Plagiorchiida; Echinostomatidae
Source: the annotation of a GenBank genome assembly